AGCACUAAUGGAAAUACCACUUUUCCAAGGGGUCUACAUGAAAGAUUCCCCCGAAUGGAAAUGCUCGCUUCCGGAACCUAAAUCAUGCCUUUCACCCGCUCCACAGCCCUCACCGAUGUGUGGCCCCAGCACGCACCCUCUUGUAAGGGUGGCAGUGUCAUGUGUCCAGCGCAUAUAUAGGGGACUUUCCUCGACCCCAUCUACUAACCUACACACUCGCUCCACCGCUUCAUUAAAAACUCUGCCAAUUUACCAAUUCCGGCGAGCCUCCUUUUCCCCAAUGUCUAUGGUGAGCUACUAGCAGCCAUAUGUGGUAGUGUGAUCCUCACGAACCUCAAGAAGCUCGUGGUGACGUGGAGGGUGAAGGAGGCGGCGCUGUGGCUUGAGAAUAAGAAGCCCUGACGGACGACGCUUCUUGGUGCUCAGCAAGUUUGGGGUGGGGUUUGGGAUGGAGAACGACUACAAGGAGUUUGAGUUCGACUCUGGGGACUCCGACUUGGAGCUUGGGCGUGAUGGGGUGGCUGAGGAAGAUAACAACGAUGAGGUUGACGAGAUCAUGUCGUUUGUCGCCAUCAAGAGGUCCCUCUCCAAAGAUGACUUAAGCACCAUGUCUAGUGCUGGUUUUCAUGAUCGUCCUGCACAAAGGUCAGCAAAAAGGAAGAGAAAGAACCAAUUCAGGGGUAUACGGCAGCGCCCCUGGGGUAAAUGGGCUGCGGAAAUUAGAGAUCCUAUCAAAGGUUUCCGUGUCUGGCUUGGUACUUUCAAUAGUGCUGAAGAAGCUGCAAGAGCUUAUGAUGUUGAAGCACGCAGGAUCCGUGGCAAGAAGGCCAAGCUUAACUUUCCAAUGGAACCAACGGUUCCUCAGAAGCAUCAUGCUCCCCCUGUUGUUCCUAAAGUACCCAAGCGAAGCACCACAAAGGAACAUAGUUUUGUACCAGCAAUUAACAACCUUGCCAACAAAAAUGCUUCCGUCUACCCAUCUGCUGACUUUGCAUCAAAGCAUCCACUUGGUCAGCCUGGGAACAUGCCAUUUGUGCCUGUAAUGAACUCUCUUGCCCCUGUUGAAGCUCCUGUUAUAAAUAUGUGCUCUGACCGGGGAAGUACCUCCUUUGGCUGCUCUAACUUGGGAUGGGAGUAUUACACCAAGACUCCACAUAUAUCAGCCACUGCUCCUAUUUCUACCAUUGCUGAAGGAGACGAAUCGCUGCUUGUCAAGGGUAACACCAACAACUCAGUGGUGCCUCCUGUUAUGGAAAAUGAUGCUGCUAAUUUUGAACCAUGGAUAAGAUAUCUUAUGGAUGAUACCGUGGAUCAGCUGAUUGAUAGCCUACUGAAUUUUGAUGUGCCUCGGGAUGUCGCUGCCAAUUUUUCGAAGGGAACCAAACCAUGUAUAUCGGAACAAAGGGAAUAAGACUAUGGAAUAUUGGGAAGCACCCUAUUGUCUCCUCCGGCUAGCAUAUGCCUAUGUUCAAGUUCAAUCUUAGAUGCAAAAAGGUUGCGUCAUGAGUCUCUAUUGUAAUUGACCCGUUCCCUAGUUCACUGUCGUUGUGUGGCAGCCAUUUAUGAGUCUGAUGAACCGUUGUCUUGUCUUUUGUCAACUUUUAUGUCGUCCCUACCAUUUCUUAAUGUCAGCAGCAUGAAUUUGUGCACCGUUUGCUUUAAUCUAUGCACUUCCUCGCA
This is a messenger RNA of Hordeum vulgare subsp. vulgare (domesticated barley), 1680 nucleotides long. Its product is annotated as ethylene-responsive transcription factor 1-like. The transcript is spliced from 3 exons. Gene Ontology annotation, biological process: ethylene-activated signaling pathway; regulation of DNA-templated transcription. The record is from RefSeq and is a predicted model, not a curated record. Gene Ontology annotation, molecular function: DNA-binding transcription factor activity; DNA binding. Lineage: Eukaryota; Viridiplantae; Streptophyta; Magnoliopsida; Poales; Poaceae. The coding region runs from base 449 to 1411 and encodes 320 amino acids.